ACUAAUAAUGGUUUUGACGUUUGUCAUGUUUCGUGGAGUGAGGUGUGGUGUUGACUAAUUUUAAUGUUGAUAAAAGAAAUAAAUAAGUAGAUAGGUGUUUUUCUUUAGUGGUAAUUAAAAUGGAUAGUGAAGGUAGGAAAGUGAUUGUUUGUGAUAAUGGUACGGGAUUCGUUAAGUGUGGCUAUGCCGGUAGUAACUUCCCAGCCCAUAUAUUUCCUUCAAUGGUAGGAAGACCCAUAAUCAGGGCCGUCAAUAAAAUAGGUGAUAUCGAAGUUAAGGAUCUUAUGGUAGGAGAUGAAGCUUCAGCUCUUAGGUCACUUUUAGAAGUCAAUUAUCCCAUGGAAAAUGGAGUAGUUCGCAAUUGGGAAGAUAUGUGCCAUGUUUGGGAUUACACUUUCGGUCCUAAUAAGAUGAAUUUAGAUCCAAAAUAUACCAAAAUUCUUUUGACUGAACCUCCGAUGAAUCCUACAAAAAAUAGAGAAAAAAUGAUUGAAGUUAUGUUUGAGAAGUAUGGAUUUGCUGGAGCUUAUGUUGCCAUUCAAGCAGUUUUGACACUUUAUGCUCAGGGACUUUUAUCUGGUGUAGUAGUUGAUUCUGGUGAUGGGGUAACCCAUAUCUGUCCAGUUUAUGAAGAAUAUGCACUGCCACAUCUCACUAGGAGGUUAGAUAUUGCUGGACGGGACAUUACUCGUUAUCUUAUAAAACUUUUAUUGCUCAGAGGAUACGCUUUUAACCAUUCUGCAGAUUUCGAAACGGUUAGAAUGAUGAAAGAAAAACUCUGUUACAUAGGCUAUGACAUUGAAACUGAACAACGCUUAGCACUAGAAACAACAGUACUUGUAGAACCCUACACUUUACCAGAUGGCCGUGUUAUCAAGGUGGGUGGGGAGAGAUUUGAAGCCCCAGAAGCUCUCUUCCAACCCCAUUUGAUUAAUGUGGAAGGCCAAGGCAUAGCAGAACUAGUUUUCAAUACAAUACAAGCCGCCGAUAUUGACAUGAGGUCUGAACUGUAUAAGCACAUAGUCCUCUCAGGGGGCUCUACGAUGUACCCUGGUCUCCCUUCUCGACUGGAACGUGAAAUAAAACAGCUGUAUAUGGAACGUGUACUUAAAAAUGACAUCGAGAAGCUCAAUAAGUUCAAAAUUCGAAUAGAAGACCCGCCGAGAAGAAAAGACAUGGUGUUCAUAGGUGGAGCUGUAUUAGCUGAAGUUAUGAAAGACAGGGACGUUUUUUGGUUGUCUAAGCAAGAAUAUGAGGAGCAGGGCUUGAAAAUAUUGAAGAAACUUGGUGCAAGAGCUGUGUGAAUAGUCCUUUAUGUUUAAACAAAUUGCGUUUUAGGCGUUUAUUGAAAAUUUAGGAAGUGAGGUUAUGAUGAAGCAAUUCCAAAUAGGUUGUCAUCAAUUUUUUAAUAGUCAGAUUGUACCUUAACGUCUCAAAAACAAUAAUAUAUUUAUAUUUAAAGUCAUUUUGUUAAGAUUUGCAAUGCUUUCAAUGUCUUGUCAAACUUCAUUCUGUGACAAAUAUGACUGAUGAUGUUUGACAAUUAAGACAUACUGAACUAAUGUAUAUAAACAGUAUACAUUGAAAUUAUGUUUAGUCCGAUUAUUUUUGUUUUUAAGACUUGAGGACUUUGUAAAUUGUAAAAAAAUGUAUCUUAAUUUUUAAUUUUUCUCUUUGAAAAUGUUUCGUGUUCCUUGUUUGAAAUAAUUAUUGUGUUAAUUAAAAUGUUCAGCUUUCUUUGGAAUUAUAAUUUAUGAUUUUUUAAGUUAUAAAAAGAACUGUUACUAUGAACUAUUACUAAAUAAUUAUACUUUUUGUAGCAAUAUCAGUAAGAAAUAUAAAAUAAUUAAUAUUUCAGUGCUAUUGUCAAUAAUUAUUUAAAAAAAAACUACCCAAGUAUUUAAAUAUUUUUUAUAUUGUUUCGUACAAUUUGUAAAGACUUAUGUUUUAUAUUAUAUUCUUAAUUUUAAUAUUAUGUGCAUUUUAUUUUUAUUAAGAUUAUUGUAGCAUAAUUUUAUAUUUACCUCGAUAAAUAAAGUUAAUUACUUAUUUAUUUCUAUUUAUUUUUGUCGACUUGGCAACGACGCCAAAGCCUACUUCUCAAAGUC
Molecule: messenger RNA, 2108 nt
Organism: Psylliodes chrysocephalus
Lineage: Eukaryota; Metazoa; Arthropoda; Insecta; Coleoptera; Chrysomelidae
Source: the annotation of a GenBank genome assembly